Molecule: messenger RNA, 558 nt
Organism: Dracunculus medinensis (Guinea worm)
Lineage: Eukaryota; Metazoa; Nematoda; Chromadorea; Rhabditida; Dracunculidae
Source: the annotation of a GenBank genome assembly
AUGGAUAAUUGGGGAUGUGUCGAUGAAGCAAAUUUAUUUUCUUCUUCGUAUGGGAAAAUUGAACCUUUAGUUCGAUUAGUUGAAUCGUUAGAUUCAUCGGAUUAUGAUGAUCUCAAAUAUAACCAAAUUUUUUCAGCAAAUUUAGAUCAAAAUGUUGAAAUUGUGCCCUACAAGGAAAAAAUUUGGGCAACAAAAAAUAAGUCUAUUCUUAAGAAGGAAACAAAAAUGAAGGAUAAUGAACAACUUGAACAACGUGAAAAACUCGAUCAGCAUGCGAUUUUCAAGAAAGUAACGUUCGCUGCGGAAAAAUUAGCAGCUGAUGAAUGUAGUGAUAAUGAAGAACGAGAUAAGGCGCGAAGUCGUCUUGCUGUAAAACUUGGUGCUAAACCUCUAAAACGUAAAUAUAUUAAUUACAAGGAAUUGAAGAAGGAAUUGGCGCUUAAAAAGGCGAAACAUGCUGAAGAAAUAAAGCAUUCAACACUUAAUGCCUUAAAAUCUGCUCAACUGAACAAGAAGAAGAAGAAUAAUAAUAAGAAAGUAAAGAAAGGUCGUAAGUAA